ACGCGUCGGUCUCUUUGAUCUUCGCUGUUUCUAAAGCGCGACUGUUUGUUACUUUCAAGUCGCGCGGAUCGUCACAGCAUAAAGAACUUUUCCUCUCUCGCGCGAGUCUCAAACGCUCUUCUGAGCGCCGAAAACAGCGACGACAACAAUCAAAAGUACAUUAAUAAAGUUCGCGUGAAUAUGCCGCAGCUGAACGGUGGAGGGGGAGAUGAUCUCGGGGCGAAUGAUGAGAUGAUCGCGUUUAAAGAUGAAGAGGAUCACGAGAAGAUCCGCGAGAGCGCGUUCACGGAGAGCGACCUGGCUGAUCUCAAAUCAUCUCUGGUCAAUGAAUCCGAGAUCAGCCAGAACUCAAACUCUGCUGUGAUCAGAAGAGGACAGCAGGAAGAUCAGAGGAUCUACACCGAUAAACGAGAACAUCUGGACAACGUGCCCAAACAUCAAGAUGGUGGGAUGUAUAAAGCAUCUUAUUCUGGAUACCCGUUCCUGAUGCUGCCCGAGCCGUAUCUCCCGAACGGACCCGUCUCUCCAUCUUCCAACAAAGUGUCGGUGGUCCAGCAGGGGAUGCAUCCUCUGACGCCGCUGCUUCCCUACGAUCACUUCAACCCCAGUCCUCCACACAUCCCCACAGACGUCAGCCAGAAACCAGGUGUUCACAGACAUCAGUCACAGGAAAUCUCCGGCUUCUACUCGCUGCCUCAAGGCCAGAUCACUCCGUCCAUGAACUGGCCCAAUCAGCCUGUCUAUCCUCUGCCCUCCUGCGGCUUCAGACAGUCCUUCUCCUCCAGCCUCCAGAGCAGCUCGUCCUUCCCCAGGUUCUCUCAUUCUCUGAUGCUUCAGUCCGGCAUGCACCCCACAGGCAUCCCACACCCCGCGAUAGUGCCUUCCUCCGGCAAACAGGAGCACGAUCAGUUCGACAGGAACAUGUACACCAAAUCUCAUGCAGAGAUGAAGCGCGAGAAGGAGCCCAAGAAGCCGGUGAUCAAGAAGCCGCUGAACGCGUUCAUGCUCUACAUGAAGGAGAUGAGAGCCAAAGUCAUCGCUGAGUGCACGCUGAAGGAGAGCGCCGCCAUCAACCAGAUCCUGGGACGACGGUGGCACGCUCUGACCCGCGAGGAACAGGCCAAGUACUAUGAACUAGCGCGGAAGGAGCGACAGCUUCACAUGCAGCUUUAUCCCAGCUGGUCGGCCCGCGACAACUACGGCAAGAAGAAGCGGAGGAAACGAGACAAGCAGCAGGACUCAGGCACAGACCCCGGCUCGCCAAAGAAAUGCCGCGCUCUCUUCGGCCUCCAGCAUCAGACGGACUGGUGCGGUCCCUGCAGGAGGAAAAAGAAGUGCAUUCGCUACCUUCAAAGAGGACGCUGCACCAGCCCCCAUUCUUCCGAUGGAAGUGCUAUAGACUCCUCCCCUUCACCUGUCAAUCACCUGCCAAACCCCGCCUCCCCCACCAGCAGUCCCCUCCCACAGAGCGCCAAACGCCCCGCCCACUCGCCCAGACUCUCGCUCGACUUCAGCAGAAUUAAAACAGAGAGCCACAAUAACCCAGACUGAUCACGACGGAGACCGAUCUCACCUUCUUCAAGUUCACUUCACAAAAAAACAAAAACACAAGAUCAAGUUCACAUGGGGUGUCCUCUCAUCUUUUAGGAAGUCAUGGAAUUAGAUUUCCAUGUGGAUGAAUCUCAUGAAGAAUCCUCAUUUUAAUGACAAUCAAGCAUAUCGUUUUCAUUACCAAUAAUGCAAAAAAGAUCAUUUUUGUUACUGUAGUAUGGAAAAUAUAUGUAUAUAUAUAUAUAAAGCACACAUAAACAGGGUUCAACGUUUACACUUUUAGAUCCCGAUACAGUUAAGUAGUUAAGAAAGAUUACACGAGCAAGAGUGCCGUUUUCCCAAAUAUCAGCACGAUUGAGAAUGGGAUUUUAUCUGAUUCUGCAAUCAAUACUUUGAUCUUGAAUGCCACCUCUGUUUCAUUAAACAGUUUGUGCAUCGACAUGCAGUGAAAUUUGGCUGAUUCUGAUUUUAUUUGUCUGGUAGCAGCAGUUUAGCCAUCUUUACAGUAGUGGAAAUUAUUAAUGUGUGUGUGUGUUUGUGCAUUACAGUAAUGUGAAUUUUGGGGGAGAUGUGCUCAACUGUCAACACAAUCCCACAAAUCUGAAAUGGUCUUAACUUAAUUUUCUUUUUUGGUAAAUGUUUUUUUUUCUGCUAAAGCAAGAGCUGGAUGUUUCUUCAUGAGAUUCAGUCACUGUGUGUGGAGAGAAAUGAUGGUGUGAGUGCAUCCGUUCUCACGAUAACUCUUGUACAAUCAAAUAAGUGUUGUUAAACGUCAUCUUUUAUAGACUGAAAGGCCGUAAAUAACUAAACUUUUAUAUGUUUUUAUGUAAAGAGAGAAAAAAGAAAAAAAACAUUCCUUGGCUGUUUACUUUUAAUGAUACAAGUUCCAGUCUGAAUCGCUUUUGUUGUGUAGAUCUGAAGUAGUCAGCUAUGCCUGUCAUCCAUCCACACGUCACAGAAUGAAAUGAUGUGUGUGUGUGUGUGUGUGUGUGCUUCGUAGAAGUCUUUCAGUGUUGACUCAGGUCUGUUCUGAAGCGAUCGUGUCAUCUGUGACCUCCUGCCCCACAUCUUCAGUGUUAACUCAUCGCUCGCUCUUUUGCUUUUGAUGUAAUGAUAAUCAUUCUCUAGAUUUAUUAAAAUAUUUUGAAAAAUCUG
Messenger RNA from Carassius gibelio (silver crucian carp), 2706 nucleotides. RefSeq names its product transcription factor 7-like 2. Gene Ontology annotation, biological process: regulation of transcription by RNA polymerase II; canonical Wnt signaling pathway. The transcript has 12 exons. Gene Ontology annotation, cellular component: beta-catenin-TCF complex. Gene Ontology annotation, molecular function: RNA polymerase II cis-regulatory region sequence-specific DNA binding; DNA-binding transcription factor activity, RNA polymerase II-specific. The coding region runs from base 181 to 1551 and encodes 456 amino acids. NCBI's taxonomy places the organism in Eukaryota, Metazoa, Chordata, Actinopteri, Cypriniformes, Cyprinidae. The record is from RefSeq and is a predicted model, not a curated record.